Molecule: messenger RNA, 828 nt
Organism: Acanthosepion pharaonis
Lineage: Eukaryota; Metazoa; Mollusca; Cephalopoda; Sepiida; Sepiidae
Source: the annotation of a GenBank genome assembly
AUGUUGCUUAUCUCUAAGUAUCUCUCCUUUCAUAGUAUCUCUCCUUUCAUAGUAUCUCUCCUUUCAUAUUAUCUCUCCUUUCAUAUUAUCUCUCCUUUCAUAGUAUCUCUCCUUUCAUAUUAUCUCUCCUUUCAUAGUAUCUCUCCUUUCAACACGUGUCCAAUGUACUCUCUCUCUCUCUCUCUCUCUCUCUCUCUCUCUCUCUCUCUCUCUCUCUCUCUCUCUCUCCUAACGAGAAGGCAACCCUCAAAUAAACAAAAAAAAAAAAGACUGAACCCUGAACUUCUAGACAAAUCAUCAAAUUCGAGGUACGCAGCCAAUCUAUUCUGCGAUAUUAACGAAGUCAACGCCAUGAUGAAAAUUCAACUUGUUGCCAUUUGUCUGUUUCUGCUGUCCUCCACUGUGGCAUCCUUGGACGUCAGAGGCAAAUCCAGUACUUUUGCACACGAAAGAUCUUUCUCUCGCUCUCGCUCUCUCUUUCUCUCUCUCUCUCUCUCGCUCGCUCGCUCGCUCCCACUAUUUAUCUCUUUCUCUCUUUCACUUCCACUAUUUCACUCUCUCGCUCCUACUAUUUCUCUCUCUCGCUCCUACUAUUUCUCUCUCUCUCUCGAUCCCGCUAUUUCUCUCUCUAUCUCGUUCCCACUAUGUCUCUUUAUUUCUCUCUCGCUUCCACUAUUGCUCUCUCACUCCAACUAUUUCUCUCUCUCUCUCUUUCUCUCUCUAUCUCUCGACCCUGCUAUUUCUAUCUUUCUCUCGCUCCCACUAUUUCUCUCUCUCAUUCUCUCUCUCUUAUAUAUAUAUAUAUAUAUAUAUAUAUAUAUACGGUAA